Messenger RNA from Triticum aestivum (bread wheat), 360 nucleotides. RefSeq lists its product as uncharacterized. NCBI's taxonomy places the organism in Eukaryota, Viridiplantae, Streptophyta, Magnoliopsida, Poales, Poaceae. Bases 1 to 351 code for a protein of 116 amino acids. The record is from RefSeq and is a predicted model, not a curated record. The transcript is spliced from 2 exons.
AUGAGGUGUUCCCGAACCGCCGAGCCAGCAGCGACAAAAAAAACCCACGACCACGAACUGCCAGAACUUCCCCCGAUCCCCGCCGACGGCCGCACCCACCUCUUCCCACCAGCCUCCGCCAGCGCCGGCGACGCGACCGCCGCCCACCCGCAGUAUGUCGCACCGCCGCCACACCACCCCCGCCUCCAGCUCGGCGUAUUGCUGCUGGAGCUGGUGUCCAUGCAACAGCGUGCGUCAGGGACUCCUUCCUCGUUGACACAGACGGAGGAGCGCACAACCUUGGCGCUGCAGAGCAUUAUACGUUGUUGUAAAGUUGGCUCACUUAUAUUUGGAAUAAGGAAAAACGGCUGAAGGUCAAAA